AUGGGUGAAGUUACAAAAUCAGAUAUCGAAGCUCUCACAGCAGCGUUUACCGCUGCCAUCAACACCAUGAACAAUCGGAUGGACCAACAGAUUGGAGAAAUUCGUGGGUUGUUGGGAGAGAGGAACAACCACAACAAUAACGAUCAGAAUAGAGGCAGGGAAGGAGGCCAGCGAGUUAGGGCUCCACGUAGAGAGGUUGUUGUUCAUACUUCAGAAUCUGAGUCUGAAGAAGAGGUUGUGCAAUAUGAACCACAAGGACAAGCUGACCAAGAUUACAAAGUCAAGGCCGAAAUUCCUUUCUUUUCGGGUAACUUGGGUGUAGAAGAUUAUCUAGAUUGGCAGCUUCAGGUGGACAGGUUCUUUGAGAUUAUGGAAGUUCCUGAACACAAGCAGGUUAAGCAUGUUGCAUGGAGAUUGAAGAGUACUGCUGCAGUUUGGUGGGAUAAAUUGCAGAACACUCGAAAGAAGCAGAGGAAGCAGGGUGUUAAGACAUGGCGAAGAAUGAAGCAGCUGAUGAUGGAGAGGUUCUUGCCGGACGAUUAUGAGCAGAUUCUGUACAGGUUGUAUAUUGAAUGUGUCCAGGGAACUAGGACAGUGGCUGAUUACAUCGCUGAGUUCUUACGCUACUCAGAGCAUAAUGAACUAGGAGAAACUGAAGGCCAGAAGGUGGCUCGCUAUGUCAGUGGGCUGAAGCCUUCCAUUCAGGACAAAAUUGGGUUACAAACUGUUCAUACUAUGGCAGAAGCUUCAAACCUAGCAUUGAAGGCAAAGUUGUUAGAGAAGCCUUCACGAGCUUCUUCUUUCCAGAGAUAUAACUACCAAAGGAGCACAGAUUUAGCAAACGCCUCGACUGAGAAGGGUAAAACCACACUGCAGAAAACAGAAGGUGCUUUUAGGGCUUCCUAUCCUCCUUUUAAAGGGGCUGGCAGUUCUAGUGGUGCUCAAAACAGGGCCCCGAACCAGAGGCUUAAUAAUCCUUAUGCUAGGCCUACAACAGACAUUUGUUAUCGAUGCAACAAGCCUGGCCAUAGAUCUAAUGUAUGCCCUGAGAGGAGAACUGCCCUUAUAGAUGAUUAUGAUGAGGAUGAAGAAGAAGUUGGAAGAGAUGGCGAUUAUGAUGGGGCUGAGUUUGUGGAGGAGGAGUCCCCUGAAAAGGUUAAUAUUGUGUUGCAGCGGGUACUAUUAUGUCCUAAAGAGGAGGGGCAGCGACGCAAUAUUUUCAGGUCCCUUUGUUCCAUUAAUAACAAAGUGUGCAAUUUAAUUAUGGAUAAUGGCAGCUGCGAAAAUUUUGUAGCCAAGAAACUGGUGGAGUAUUUGCAGUUACCUACGCAGCCUCAUGAUGCACCUUAUUCCCUCGGGUGGGUCAAGAAAGGUCCACAAGUUCGAGUUGUUGAAUCCUGCAAAGUACCGGUGUCCAUUGGUAAGCAUUAUAAAGAUGAAGUUAUGUGCGACAUUAUUGAUAUGGAUGCUUGUCAUAUUUUGUUUGGACGACCUUGGCAAUUUGAUGUGGAUGUGACGUAUAAAGGCAGAGAUAAUGUGAUGUUGUUUAUGUGGAAUAACCAUAAAAUUGCUAUGGCUCCUGUGUGUCAAUUUGAGAAAUCUGGUGGAAAGAAAGGGGAGAGUUUUCUGACCUUGUCUAGCAGUGAAUUUGAGAUGGAGGAGGCCUUUAAAGAAUCUGAGGUUUUCUGUCCAGUGGUGAUUAAGGGGUUGUUGGCUGCAGAAAAGGAAGAGGUGGUGAUUCCUAAGGAAGUGCAGAAUAUGUUAGGAGAGUUUGAAGAGUUGAUCUCGGAUGAGUUGCCCAAUGAGUUACCACCUAUGAGAGACAUUCAGCAUCAGAUUGAUUUGGUGCCUAGAGCUAGCUUGCCCAAUCUACCACAUUACCGAAUGAGUCCCAAGGAGAAUGAGAUUAUGAGAGAACAGAUUGAAGACUUGUUAAAAAAAGGGUUCAUUCGAGAGAGUAUGAGUCCUUGUGCAGUUCCAGUCCUCCUUGUUCCUAAGAAGGGCAAUCAAUGGCGGAUGUGUGUUGAUAGCAGGGCCAUUAAUAAGAUAACUGUGAAGUACAGGUUUCCUAUUCCUCGUUUGGAAGACAUGCUUGAUGAGCUAGAAGGUUCCAAAGUGUUUACCAAGAUAGACCUUCGUAGUGGAUAUCUCCAGAUUCGAAUCAAGCCAGGAGAUAAAUGGAAGACAGCUUUUAAGAGCAAGGAUGGCUUGUACGAGUGGAUGGUUAUGCCAUUCGGGACCAAAGAAGAACAUCUGGUACACUUGAAGCAGGUUUUGGGAGCUUUACAGGAGAAUAAACUGUACAUCAACCUGAAAAAGUGUACAUUCUGCACCAGCAAGUUAUUAUUUCUGGGAUUUGUGGUUGGAGAAGAAGGCAUUCAGGUUGAUGAAGAGAAGGUACGAGCUAUAAGAGAAUGGCCAGCUCCAAAAACAGCUUCUGAGGUGCGGAGCUUUCAUGGUUUAGCUACCUUCUACAGGAGGUUUGUGAAGAAUUUCAGUAUCAUUACUGCCCCUAUUACUGAAUGUUUGAAGAAAGGAAAAUUUCAGUGGGGAGAGGAACAAGAGAAGAGUUUUGCCUUGAUCAAGGAGAAACUUUGUACUGCACCAGUUCUCGCUCUUCCUAAUUUUGAUAAGGUUUUUGAGGUUGAAUGUGAUGCUAGUGGCGUGGGAGUAGGUGUUGUAUUGUCACAAGAGAUGAAACCAGUAGCAUUCUUUAGUGAAAAGCUGAGUGAAGCUCGUCAGAAGUGGAGUACUUAUGAUCAAGAAUUUUAUGCAGUGUUCCGAGCAUUGAGGCAAUGGGAGCACUACCUGAUUCAGAGAGAAUUCGUACUGUUCAUGGAUCAUCAAGCCUUGAAGUACGUUAACAGUCAGAAAACUGUGAAUAAGAUGCAUGCAAGGUGGGUGAGUUUUCUGCAGAAAUUCUCUUUUGUGAUUCAACAUAAAUCUGGUACUCUUAAUAGGGUGGCAGAUGCUUUGAGUAGGAGGACUUCCUUGCUGGUCACUUUAGCCCAGGAGAUUGUGGGGUUUGAGCUCUUGAAAGAGUUGUAUGAGGAAGAUACUGAUUUUAAGGAGAUCUGGACCAAGUGCAGUAGUAAUAAUGCAGUUGCAGAUUUUUAUGUGAAUGAAAGAUAUUUAUUCAAAGGCAAUCGGCUAUGUAUCCCUAGUUCUUCGUUGAGAGAGAAACUGAUUAGAGAUCUGCAUGGAGAGGGUUUGAGUGGACACUUGGGCCGAGACAAAACUAUUGCUAGCCUUGAGGAGAGGUAUUUCUGGCCACAGUUGAAAAAGGAUGCAGGAACUAUCGUGAGGAAGUGCUACACCUGCCAGGUUUCUAAGGGUCAGUCCCAAAACACAGGACUUUAUCUUCCUUUACCUGUUCCUGAUGAUAUUUGGCAGGAUCUUGCUAUGGAUUUUGUGCUGGGAUUACCCCGUACCCAAAGAGGUGUGGAUUCUGUGUUUGUGGUAGUUGACAGGUUCUCUAAGAUGGCGCACUUUAUAGCUUGUAAGAAGACUGCUGAUGCGUCCAAUAUAGCCAAACUGUUUUUCAGGGAGGUGGUUCGUUUGCAUGGAGUGCCCAAGUCCAUCACCUCUGAUAGAGACACGAAAUUCCUUAGUAACUUUUGGAUUACGUUGUGGAGAAUGUUUGGAACAACCUUGAACCGUAGCAGCACAGCUCAUCCUCAAACUGAUGGACAGACAGAGGUUACUAAUAGAACUUUGGGUAACAUGGUUCGGAGUGUUUGUGGAGAUAGGCCCAAACAGUGGGAUUAUGUUUUGCCGCAGGUGGAGUUUGCUUAUAACAGUGCUGUACAUAGUGCAACAGGGAAGUCCCCAUUCUCAUUAGUUUAUACUGCUGUUCCUCGACAUGUGGUGGAUUUGGUAAAGCUUCCUAAAGUUCCUGGUGUUAGUGUUGCUGCUGAAAGCAUGGCCAAGGAUGUGCAGUUUGUUCGAGAAUCAGUUAAGGCCAAGCUGGAACAAACUAAUGCAAAGUAUAAAGCUGCAGCUGACAAGCAUCGGCGAGUUAAAGUGUUCCAGGAAGGUGAUGAUGUGAUGGUGUUCCUGAGGAAGGAGAGAUUUCCUGUUAGUACCUAUAACAAGCUGAAGCCCAGAAAAUAUGGUCCUUUUAAAGUGGUGAAGAAGAUCAAUGAUAAUGCUUAUGUUGUUGCACUUCCAGAUUCGAUGGGCAUUUCUAACACUUUCAAUGUUGCUGAUCUGCAUGAGUUUCGUGAAGAUGAGGCUCUUUAUCCUGAAGAGAACUCGGGGUCGAGUUCUUCGGAGGUGGAGGAGACUGAUGCAGAACAGAUUGAAGCCGCUUUUGGGGAUCUCAUCUCCCAAUCUCAAAGCGUAUUCAUUCCAGGCAGAUUGAUUUCUGAUAAUUCCCUUGUGGCUUUUGUGAUUUCUCAUGAUUAUCUGAAGCGUCUGAGAAGUGGAGGAGUAGGGUUUUGUGCUUUGAAACUAGAGAUGAGAAAAGUGUACGACCGUGUGGAGUGGGGUUUCUUGGAGGCAGUAAUGGAGCAAUUUGGGUUCUGUAGGGAAUGGAUAGAGGCUCUAUCCAGGUUAAUAUCAGUGGUGGAGAGACAAGAUGUGUUGCAUGGAGUCACAAUCUGCAGUGGAGCCCCAUGCAUCAGCCACCUUUUCUUCGCUGAUGACUCGUUCAUCUUUUUCAGAGCUGAUGAGUCAGAAUGUAGGGCAAUUAAACACAUCUUGCACACUUAUACUAAGGCAUCAGGGCAAGAAGUUAAUUUCCAAAAAAGCUGCAUAUGUUUCAGCAAAAAUGUGCCACUCCAUGAGCAGUUUGGGCUUGCGGGACUAUUGGGAGUGACUCGAGUGCAGAAGCAUGACAAAUACUUGGGCCUCCCUACGGAAUUAAGCUAUUCGAAAGAUGAAGCUUUCCCGUUCUUGAAUGAGAAGAUUGAGAAGAGAACACAGGGUCGGAGGGACAAGACAUUGAGUGUGUCAGGGAAGGAAGUGCUCAUCAAAUCAGUUUUACAAUCCAUACCUAACUACGUGAUGAGUUGCUUUGAACUCCCACAACAUUUAUGUACUGCCAUGCAUCAGAAUAUAGCGAAGUCUUGGUGGAGGGAUAAAGAUGAGGCCAAAAAGAUCCAUUGGCUGGCAUAG
Rosa rugosa (rugosa rose) is the source of this 5118-nucleotide messenger RNA. RefSeq lists its product as uncharacterized. Gene Ontology annotation, molecular function: zinc ion binding; nucleic acid binding. Lineage: Eukaryota; Viridiplantae; Streptophyta; Magnoliopsida; Rosales; Rosaceae. Gene Ontology annotation, biological process: DNA integration. The record is from RefSeq and is a predicted model, not a curated record. Bases 1 to 5118 code for a protein of 1705 amino acids. The transcript has 4 exons.